This is a messenger RNA of Effrenium voratum, 651 nucleotides long. The record is from the annotation of a GenBank genome assembly. Lineage: Eukaryota; Dinophyceae; Suessiales; Symbiodiniaceae.
AUGGAUGCUGUGUUCCCCUUGAUCUUCAACGCUUCCCUCUCGGCAACUCCCGUGCACCAGCGUCUCUCCCUGGCAGCCACGCUGACCUCAACGAUGCUGAAGCAGAGGCAGGGCACCGCGCCAAGCCGAGACCUCGCCGGGCGCUGCGCGGAGGAAGUGCAGCGCCUGGAGCAGAGCAAGGCCCAAGCGCGGCCCCUGGCCUGCGCCUUAUCCGCAGCCAUGUCCUUCGUCCAGCAGCUGGCGACCCAGUCGCAGGCCGCGCAGCAGGUGUCUGCGGAGGCGUUCAAGGCGAAGUGCAUGGAAGUGAGCCGCACGGGUGAAGCCCAGCUCGAGCUGGUUGGCUUCAGCUCGCUGGAGGUCAACUGUUGGUGGCAUGACCAGAGUCACAUUGAGGCCUCAUGGGAUGGCGUCAAGGCAGCGCCCGCCCCAAAGCAUCACGCGCCUGCGGGCGGCGUUUCGGAGACCUGCGGCAUUUGCCAGGAGCGGGCGCCGCUGACGGCGCUGGCGCCCUGCGGUCACACCAUGUGCCGCGGCUGCCUAGCAGCACGGGCAGCAGGUGUGCCCCUUCUGCCGGCAGCCGCUGCGCUGCAGCAGAUCCUGGAAGAGAAAGUUCAGGAUCUGGCAACGAAGCAGCUGCAAUCUCGACAGUGA